UCGCGCUUGGCUGUUUCCAAGGAAACCUACUGGCAAAUUUGAUAGCUAGAUAGUUGGCUAGCUCGUCGUCCUUGAACAAAAUAGUUCAAAUAUUAGGUAUAAUGGGGAUAGCACUAACUAGAGCGGCCCAGUGGACCACAGCAAGUUCGGGGACAGGCAAACUGGAGAUCACCCCAAUCAACGAGUCUCUGCUGAAAGAAAUAGCGCGGUUUGUGGAACAGUUCAGCGCCAGACACCCUCAGGAGGCUAAGCACGUGUUCAAACAGCCUCUGCAGUGGGCUACCUCGUUGGAGGCUUGCGAUUUCAAAACAGAGUAUGACAUCAGCGGCCCUACUGUGAAGUCGCAGGAAACAGACAUAGAUGGACAUCCUAUGUUGCAGCUCACCCCUCCGAGCAUUUCUGUGCGCAGCCUUAGUCAGCUCUCCAAAUUAGUAGAGCUAGCACAGGAAAAGAGGCUCAAAGAGGUCCGAGCUUGUCUGGAAGCCAACAGAGACCCUGUUGCAAAGAUGCUGGGGCCUAGCUUUGCCACCGUGGAGGGUGAGGACAGCUCCGUGCUGCGUCUCCUGGAGAAGGUGAGGGAGGGGGACCUGGCCAAGGAGACGGAGACUCAAGUGAGGCUACUCAUCCUACUGCAGCAACUGGACACGCAUCUCCUCAGCAACUCACUCAAACAGAUCUCUCAGGAGGUUAGACUCAGUCCUGCUGCAGUGAAGAAUGAUGUUGAGCUGCUGAAAAGCUUCUGCUGUGAUGGGGAGAAAAGGGUGUUGAAGGCAGUUCAGUACACAUCAGACUACGAGUUUGCCAACGGCUGUCGAACUCCUCCUUGGAGGCAGGUGCACGGAGAGAUCUGCUACCUGGUCAUACAGACGUGGGAUACACAGCCGCUGUACGUUACCUGCAGCACCGCUGGAGUCUUUCUCAACGGGGGCAUAAGGCCAGAAGCUGAGGAAAAUGCUUUUGACAGAACAAGUGAGGUUUACAAAGACCUGGUAACACUUUUGAAAAGCAUGUCUCCCCAUUUUGCUGUGAACAUCCACAAACAGGAUUUUGCCUUUCAAGAGGAACCUUCAUCGACACAAAAGAUCCAACAUAUGGAAUCGGUUGAUGCAGAGGAACAAGGCCAACCCCAGAGGUCUUACGAUCACCAGGAAAAGAAUGUGCAUGAGAAGGCGAGACAACAGCCUGUGCAGAACAAGCUGGGCGGCAAAAAGAAAUUAGAACCAUCUUUGAAAUGGAAGAACCUCGGUCUCGCAUCUCCUUAUGAGGAAACCAAUGGCCAGAAAUCCAAAAGGAGUGCUGUGGCUGUGAAGUCUGUGGGGACUCAGGAGAAGAUGCAGAAGAAGGCCAAUUUCUCAGUGUCCUCCCUACCAGGUCGGCAGUCGUCUAUCAAAACUAAGACCCCGGGAGGAGAAGGCACCGUCCGUGACUUCAGUGAGAGUUCAUCUGAGAGCGAGGAAGACGAGGAGCAGCCAGAGCGUCGAACAGAGAGUAACACAGACCUUCCCUCCGAGUACUGGCAGAUCCAGAAACUCGUCAAGUACCUCAAGGGAGGCAACCAGACGGCCACUGUGAUCGCUCUGUGCUCCAUGAGGGACUUUAAUUUAGCGCAGGAGACGUGCCAAUUGGCCAUCCGGGAUGUAGGUGGCCUUGAAGUCCUCAUCAACUUGCUGGAUACAGAAGAAAUCAAAUGCAAAAUUGGUUCUCUGAAGAUUCUGAAAGAGAUCAGUCGUAACGGACAGAUCCGCCGGGCCAUCGCUGACCUGGGGGGCCUGCAGACCAUGGUGAGGAUCUUGGACUCCCCAGACAAAAACCUGAAAUGCCUGGCCGCAGAGACCAUCGCCAACGUGGCCAAGUUCAGACGGGCCAGGAGGACAGUCAGACAGCACGGAGGCAUCAAGAGACUGGUGGAGUUACUGGACUGCGUGCCCGACUCGGCAGCCCUGACCGAGGAGCAGGAGACGGACGUGGAGGUGGCUCGCUGCGGGGCCCUGGCGCUCUGGAGCUGCAGUAAGAGCACCAGGAACAAGGAAGCCAUCCGCAGGGCCGGCGGCAUUCCUCUGCUGGCUCGUCUGCUCAAGUCUCCCCACGAGAACAUGCUGAUCCCGGUCGUGGGAACCCUUCAGGAGUGUGCCUCUGAGAGAAGUUACAGGAUUGCCAUCCAGACUGAGGGCAUGGUCGAGGACUUGGUGAAAAACCUCAGCCGCGACAACCAUGAACUACAGAUGCACUGCGCCAGUGCUAUCUUCAAGUGUGCAGAGGACCAGCGGACCCGUGACCUGGUGCGUCAGUACGGCGGCCUGCAGCCCCUGGUGUCUCUGCUGGGCCAGGCAGACAACAAGCAGCUCCUGGCCGCCACCACCGGGGCCAUCUGGAAGUGCUCCAUCAGCGUGGAGAACGUGGCUAAGUUCCAGGAACACAAGGCCUUGGAUACUCUGGUGGGUCUGUUGACAGACCAGCCUGAGGAGGUACUGGUGAAUGUGGUGGGGGCCCUGGGCGAGGGUGCCCAGACACCUGCCAAUAGUGCUAUCAUCCGGGAGUGUGGAGGCAUCCAGCCCCUGGUCAACCUGCUGACGGGAACCAACCAGGCUCUGCUGGUCAACGUCACCAAGGCAGUGGGAGCCUGCGCCACAGAGCCAGAGAACAUGACGAUCAUUGACCGCCUGGAUGGAGUGCGCCUUCUCUGGUCCCUGUUGAAAAACCCAAAUCCAGAUGUCCAGGCCAGUGCUGCGUGGGCCAUUUGUCCAUGCAUUGAAAAUGCAAAGGAUGCAGGGGAAAUGGUGCGCUCCUUUGUCGGCGGAUUAGAACUGAUUGUUAAUUUGCUGGAAUCAACAAACAAAGAGGUACUGGCCAGCGUGUGCGCCGCCAUAGCCAAAAUAGCCAAAGACGAAGAGAACCUGGCAGUAAUCACGGACCACGGGGUUGUAGCACUGCUGGCCAAGCUAACAAACACAACCGACGACACGCUGCGUCGUCACCUGGCAGAGGCCAUCGCCCGCUGCUGCUUGUGGGGUAGCAACAGGGUGUCCUUCGGGGAGGCCGGGGCUGUGGCCCCCCUGGUCCGCUACCUGAAGUCCAAGGACUCAUCUGUCCACCAGGCCACAGCUCAGGCCCUGUUCCAGCUCUCCAAGGACCCCAACAACUGCAUCACCAUGCACGAGAACCGAGUGGUCAAGCUCCUGCUAGGAAUGAUGGGCUCCACUGACGAGGUCCUCCAAGAGGCAUCUGCUGGCUGUGUGGCUAACAUCCGCCGCCUGGCACUGGCCAAUGAGAAGGCACAAUGUGGUUAACCUACUGCCACGACUCCCACCCACCCAUCCCCCCCGCCCCCCCCGUCAUCACCUCCCGAGUCUGUUUGACAUUGGCCUAAAUACAGCCUUCCAUCCAUAGACAUUUUACACAAUCCCUCCAUCCUUCCCUCACAGAAUUUAUGAGUGACUGAAAUCAGAUCUGAUGACUGAUGUAUUAAUGCCACAUCUGCCUUCUAUCCUGCCCCUUCAUCUGAACUUCAUACAAACAUAGUAAACUGUCUCACUCUU
Molecule: messenger RNA, 3536 nt
Organism: Esox lucius (northern pike)
Lineage: Eukaryota; Metazoa; Chordata; Actinopteri; Esociformes; Esocidae
Gene: odad2
Product: armadillo repeat containing 4
Exons: 20
Coding region: 102-3287 (1061 amino acids)
Molecular function (GO): protein binding
Source: RefSeq, a predicted model, not a curated record